AUGUUGCAACAGGAAGAGAGUGAUUCCGCCCUGGCGAGGCAACUUCACGAGGAAAUAAACGGCCCUGGGUUGAGUCAGCCUGCAGCAGGAAGUAUUCCAAAUGAGACAUCAGCGGCGAAAAGCAUAGCUUGCCCGGCAUGCACUUUUGUCAAUGUAUUUACUGAUAUUUUACCAGGCCGCUCUUAUACGUGUAAGCAAUGCCUUACUGUGCUUCCUGAUCCUACACCAAACGAAACUUGGAAUGCGUCAAAUAGUAAACAAGAGAUGGUCCUGUGCGCUGCGUGCCGUUGCUUGAAUCGAAUUCCUUUGGGAAAAUUCGAUGCCAUUGUUUGUGGUACCUGUUGUCACGAACUCAAAAGCAAGAAACCGGCGAGUGAGGUUCAACCUCCCCAAACGGUUCCUGCCUCCACAAGACCAAUUCAGGUUCGCUGUGGAGAAUGUAGUAGCAUCAACGCAUUGCAGGUUGGGAGGGACGUGACAAAUGUGCGGUUUGAGUGUGGCUCCUGUCAAACAGUUAAUGAAGUUUCGCUGUAG
This is a messenger RNA of Trypanosoma conorhini, 534 nucleotides long. RefSeq lists its product as uncharacterized. Lineage: Eukaryota; Euglenozoa; Kinetoplastea; Trypanosomatida; Trypanosomatidae. The record is from RefSeq and is a predicted model, not a curated record. Bases 1 to 534 code for a protein of 177 amino acids. The transcript has a single exon.